AAGAUUUUCAUGAACAGUUGUAUUUCUUACGCACAUCCCUUAUUCUGCUGCGUGUGAAUGUAGUAAACAAGAUGAGUUGAAAGACACAAGUCGGUUGUUAAAAGACUGGGUUCACUAUCAAACUCUCCAGCAAAAGGCAGUAAGCGAACACACAUCAAAGCCAGGAGGCGGGGGUUUAGGGAACGGGAUCAACAAUCCAAUAGCGCGCGCUCGUGUACCUCUGCUCUGUCUCCAGACUCGAAUCAGUUAAAACUGCCUUGCAUGAAGAGCUUCUGAGACGCUCAGCUGUGCCGGAAUUUGCCUUGGACGGAUCUCUUUGUUUUUCAUGAGGAAUAUCCGGAACCUAUUGGCUCCAUAACUACAUAUGUAUCCUCAAUAACAUACGUUUCGGAAUUAUUUUAUUUGGGGAAACCAUGAAUCGUGAGUGGAGAAGAAGCGUUUUAAAUCUAGUCGGCGACUAUUCUCUCACCUCUCCUGUCCGCAAGAGCUUUGACUGAGCGGAUCAAGCUAAAAGCUUGAGCGAGUUAAUAAAAAAAAAAAACGGUGUAUUUAAGGUCACGAAAUUUGUACUUGUGGGAUUAGUCCACUUAAACGAAAAGGACUGGUUGUUCGUAUUAACCCUUUAACAAGACGAGCUUUCGUGCAACUCUUCAAGAGCUGUCCAGUUUGACUGUCCGACUGACCAGCACGGCUGUCCAGGAAAAUGGAGGCUGUUAGUAUUGAAAAAGAAUGCAGUGCGCUCGGGGGACUUUUCCAAACUGUCAUUGGUGAUAUGAAAAGCAGUUAUCCAAUCUGGGAAGACUUCAUCACCAAGGCUGGGAAACUGCAGUCUCAACUCAGGGCAACCGUUGUUGCGGCGGCAGCCUUCCUGGACGCCUUUCAGAAAGUGGCUGAUCUGGCCACCAGCACACGAGGUGGCACCAGGGACAUUGGAUCGGCUCUCACCAGGAUGUGCAUGAGACACCGCAGCAUCGAGGCCAAGCUGCGACAAUUUUCAAUGGCCUUCAUCGACUGCCUGAUCAACCCCCUCCAGGAGCAGAUGGAGGAAUGGAAGAGAGGGGUGAAUACUUUGGACAAGGACCACGCCAAAGAGCACAAGAAAGCUCGGAGCGAAAUCAAGAAGAGGUCUUUAGACACGCUCAAGCUGCAGAAGAAGGCAAAGAAAGCUGAUGCCCUGGGUCGAGGAGACGUCCAGCCACAGCUCCACAACGCCAUGCAGGAUGUCAGCGAUAAGUACCUGCUCCUGGAGGAGACGGAGAAGCAGGCUGUCAGGAAGGCCCUCAUCGAGGAGAGGAGCCGAUUCUGUGCCUUCGUCUCCAUGCUACGGCCAGUUGUGGACGAGGAGAUUUCCAUGCUAGGGGAGGUCACUCACCUCCAGACCAUCUCUGAUGACCUCAAGGUGUUGACCUUGGACCCCCACAAGCUGCCCCCCACCAGCGAACAGGUCAUUCUGGAUCUCAAGGGUUCUGACUGUAAUUGGUCCUUCCAGACUCCUCCUUCCUCACCCAGCACAAUGUCCAGGAAGUCCAGUAUGUGCAGCAGCCUGAACAGUGUGAAUAGCAGUGACUCUCGCUCCAGUGAUACGCCCCACUCUCACCCCCCGUCUCCCUGCUACCGCUACCGCAGCUCCACGCUGCCCCAGCAGGCUCCGGCCCGCCUCUCCUCGGUCUCCUCCCACGACUCGGGGUUCAUCUCUCAGCUGGACGCCUACACCUCCAAGUCACCGUCACCCAUGCCCCAGGAGACGCUACCACAGCCCUGUUCCAGCUCUGGCUCCUCUGAGACCUCCGAAACCUGCCAGUCUGUCAGCGGGGGUAGUUCCCCGACCUCCUCGGGCUCCGGAGGGCCUCUGGCCUCAGCUGACAAGUUGUCCAAUGGUUAUGACCACAACGGGGGCCAUCACUCAAAGUUUCAGUACCUGACAGGGGGGGCUUCCGGCCCGGGGGUGUCCUAUCCCUUCUUCCCCCACACCUCCAUCACCUCCUCUUCCUGUCCCACCCGCUCGUGGUCCCAGCCAGGCUCCAGCCUGCUGCCUGCCUAUCCUCAUUACUGCACCCUGGGGUCAAACAUGGUCCCCUCCUCCAAAGUCCCCAGCUGGAAGGACUGGGCCAAACCUGGGCCCUACGAUCAGCCCAUGGUUAACACGUUGAGACGAAGAAAGGACAAAGAGCCGGCGGCACCGGCGGACUUUAGCUCUGGACCGGCACCAGCCAGAGUGAACCCGGUCCCGGCGGACUGCAGCUCCGGACCGGCCAGACUCAACUCGGCACCGGACAACAACUUUAUUCAUCCGCUAUCUCCACCAACCAAGGUGGGGGUGGUGGAAGUCCGUGAGGAUCUGGCUCUGGCCCUGACCCAGGGGCUCCAGCAGGGCGCUCAGCGCUCCAGCCGGGACUCGCUCCAGUGCUCCAGUGGAUAUAGCACCCAGAGCACGACUCCGUGCUGCUCCGAGGACACCAUACCGUCACAAGUGUCAGACUAUGACUACUUCUCCAUGGGAGGGGACCAGGAGGUUGACCAGCAGGAGUUUGACAAGUCCUCCACCAUCCCGCGGAACAGUGACAUCAGCCAGUCCUACCGCCGGAUGUUCCAGUCCAAAAGACCCGCGUCCACCGCCGGCCUACCCUCCACUGCCGGCCCGGUCAUCACGAGCCCCGGCGUCGCCACCAUCCGCCGCACGCCCUCCACCAAGCCCUCCGCCCGCCGCGGGGCCACCGGCCCCAUCCCCAUCCGAACCCCCGUGAUCCCCGUCCAGAUGCCCGCCGUGCCCGGCCCAGCGGGGGGCGUGCGGGUAGCGUUCCCCGGUGGCCUGGAGCUGGGAGCGGAGGAGCCAGAGGAGGACCGGAGCCCGGACUCUGCCCAGGGCGACCUGGGCAUGCUUCCCUUGGCAUCGUGGCGCGGCCAGGCCUCCACCAACCCUCCCCCAGCGCAGCUAAGCCCCCACCAACCGGGGGUCCAGGAGCAGGACGAGCCGGGACCCCUGGAGGUCGGGGAGGUUGGGGGCACGGUGGACGGUCAGGGGGAGAACAUGCUACUGGCUAUCCAGAGAGGAGUCAAGCUGAGGAGGACCAAUACCAAUGAUCGCUCAGCACCGCGCAUUGCCUAAGAGAGCCGGUGUGUGGAAUCAUUGGAGGGUAGCCUGGCUUCCUUGUUCCUGCCCAGCCAAUCAGAGGACAGUGGUCCAACCCGUCAAGCAUUGCUGUGGGCCUCUUAGAAAGUACUUACCGGGUCCAUUGGAAGUAACGUGUGACAAAUGGGGGUCGCUUGGACGGUGGAAGCAGAACAGAGUUGUUGUUCCCCGGGAUUUAAAGCAAACUGUUAUGUUAAAUCCUCCUAUAGCUUUGAAUAUUGUACAAUACGUCCCAUUAUAAUUUGUACUCUGUUCUGUACCUCUUCUGUCAUGUCAUUAAUGUCUCCAGCCCUGCCUUCUUAUCCUCACUGUCAUCAAAUCAGCUGACUACUUAUGAAACUGUUGAAAGGUUUUCCUUUCACAUUUGCUUUGAAGAUUUUGUCUCCUUUGACUGUCAAGCCGCCCCCCCCAUUGUUUGGCAUUCAAAGUGUUUUCAUGUUUCACUGGGACAUUAAUACACAAUAGCUAUUGUAGCACAGUUAAUGUUUAUGAUCAGCACAACUGUUUUUAAUAGCUUUUAUUAACCUGUUAAGCAAUAAUCUCUGAGUACCUAUUUUUUCACUAUGCUAAAAUGUAAAUGUGUGCCACGACGAAAGCAAUUAGCAGUCGCUGUUGUGUUUAUUACGGUCAACAAAUAUACCUGGUUGACAUGGGAGAUGA
Messenger RNA from Esox lucius (northern pike), 3790 nucleotides. RefSeq names its product protein MTSS 1. Lineage: Eukaryota; Metazoa; Chordata; Actinopteri; Esociformes; Esocidae. The transcript has 16 exons. Gene Ontology annotation, molecular function: actin binding; phospholipid binding. Gene Ontology annotation, cellular component: actin cytoskeleton; cytoplasmic side of plasma membrane. The record is from RefSeq and is a predicted model, not a curated record. The coding region runs from base 704 to 3106 and encodes 800 amino acids. Gene Ontology annotation, biological process: plasma membrane organization; adherens junction maintenance; positive regulation of actin filament bundle assembly.